Molecule: messenger RNA, 1017 nt
Organism: Sclerotinia sclerotiorum 1980 UF-70
Lineage: Eukaryota; Fungi; Ascomycota; Leotiomycetes; Helotiales; Sclerotiniaceae
Exons: 2
Coding region: 1-1017 (338 amino acids)
Molecular function (GO): oxidoreductase activity, acting on the CH-OH group of donors, NAD or NADP as acceptor
Source: RefSeq, a predicted model, not a curated record
AUGUCUACUGCAAUUCCCGAUGGAUCAAUAGUCUUAAUUACUGGUCUCAAUGGCUACAUUGCAUCUCACAUAGCUGAUCAACUGUUGAAAGCUGGAUAUCGAGUGAGGGGUACCGUUAGAGAUGCUUCUAAAGUCAAGAACUUGAUCGACCAGUGGGAGAAACUAUAUGGAAAGAAUAGGGUUGAGGUGGCAGUUGUACCAGACAUGUCUGCUAAAGGGGCAUUUGAUGAAGUUGUGAAGGGUGUAUCUGGCAUCGUUCACGUAGCGACAUCAAACAUGGUCUUUACACCAGAUCCAAACAAGCAAAUUCCAGAUGCACUUGUCUGGGUAGACACUCUUCUUAAGUCUGCAGCCUCGGAACCGAGUGUAAAACGUUUUGUGGUCACAUCCUCUUCCUUGGCGACAACCAUGCCGAAGCCCAAUAAGGAAUUCUAUGUCGAUGAAAACACAUGGAACACAGAGGCUAUUGAAGCAGCACAUGCUCCACCUCCAUAUGAACCCUCAAGAGUGUGGGCUGUUUUGGGGGCUAGUAAAACUGAAGUCGAGCAAGCAGUGUGGAAGUUUGUAAAGGAAGAGAAACCAGGCUUUGUAGCCAAUGCUGUUCUUCCAGACACAUGUAUGGGUCUGAUCUUGGAUCCAACACAAGAUGCAUCUACUGGUGGCUGGGUUCGAAAUCUUUACAGAGGGGAUAAUUCUGAGAUGCUAAAUCUACCUCCGCAGUAUUUCGUGGAUGUGCAGGAUGUAGGACGUCUUCAUGUUUCAGCAUUGGUAGGCGAUGACGUGAAGAACGAAAGACUACUUGCAUCUGCCGAACCAUUUAAUAACAACACUUUACUGAGGACCUUCCGCAAAAUUCGACCUGAUGCGAAAAUCAUGGAUGAUUUUCACGAUGACAACGUCAACGAUUUAUCAAAGGUCGCUAACCAAAGGGCUGCGGAGCUUUUGCGAAGAGAUUUUAAACUUCCUGGUUUUACAAGCUUGGAGGAAUCUUUGACAAACAAUAUUCAAGGGCUCUAG